Aspergillus melleus is the source of this 1188-nucleotide messenger RNA. RefSeq lists its product as uncharacterized. The transcript has a single exon. Gene Ontology annotation, molecular function: ATP binding; protein kinase activity. The record is from RefSeq and is a predicted model, not a curated record. Bases 1 to 1188 code for a protein of 395 amino acids. Gene Ontology annotation, biological process: protein phosphorylation. Lineage: Eukaryota; Fungi; Ascomycota; Eurotiomycetes; Eurotiales; Aspergillaceae.
AUGAACGAGAUAUUGACCUCGUCUUCUGCCCCUCUUAGAUCAACACCCCAUCUUGAACUCAAGUCCUACUCAGAGAACCAGGACUUACUUGCCCAAGGAGGAACGGAACCUAGCAGCCGCUCGCAAACUUUGAUAUGCUCUGUGAACGAUAACAGAUGGUGGAUCAAAGUAACCCUCCUGGGUACAAUCACUAACUUUCUUGACAAUGCCGACAUUCAACAGACUUCAAAGCGUCAGAGACGCAUAUUCUAUCAACACUUUGUUACGCAGAUCAACUACGAAUCGCUCCCUCUCCUAUCUGACACCGUGACUGAGAUUAUCCUCCAAGGUACAACAGCAACGGGUCAAGAGAUGGAAUUUGGAUUAGACGAUACCGAUGAUACAAUGAGUAUUCUCAGCAAGUCCCUCAAAUACAGGAUUAGGGAAGACCCUCUCAGGGUCGUCUAUCCUCCAUGCAACGAGUUCCCUUAUUUUCGAAAGUUCAACGAUGAACAGCUAAUAACGGGUUCCGAAAUCGCGGACGGAGUCUACUGGGUUUACAAGGAUGAGAUACGGUACAUUCUCAAGAUUUUCAACCGUCCUCUUUAUGAACCCCGCGACACCGAUGUUUUUCGAAAGGAGCUAGAAAAUCUCGAGUACUUCGCAGGCCUGCCUAACAUUGUGCAGGCGGCCGGUAUUCGAGUGUCUACCAAUCCGUAUGCGACUUCGACUGGCAGUGAUAGAUCGCUGGUUGUCACUGGGGUUCUAUUGGAGGCCUACUCUGGAGGAUCAUUGCGGCAGGUUCUUCUGGAGAAUCGUCUUACAGAGUACCUCUGGAAACAAUGGCCUGUCCAGAUCGGAACCGCAUUGAAUCGCUUUCAUAAGGCAAACAAAACUCAUAUGGACAUAAAGCCUUCCAAUAUCGUCAUUGACAGCAAAGGAAAUGCAGUAAUCAUCGAUAUCAGCGGUAUUGGCGGAAUAACCCGCCAAUGGUGUUCACCGGAGAUUCAAGAUGAGAUGUCUCCUUUUGAUCUUCCAUUUGAACAACGUCAACUUAACGAUCUCUGGGCAUACGGAAGACUUCUAUCCGAGAUUGGCUCACACGCAACAGAUGACCCAUACGCGAAUACGUUGAAGCAGGUUGCAGAAUGUUUGAUGAAGGGGAAUUGCCAAACACUCAUCUCUGAUCUGCCUGCUUGCCUGCCGUAG